CUGUCAGCUCACGGGGACAGCAUGCAAUCCUAAACUAACCUGCAAGGAGUCCCAGCAAUUGUGUUCACUGCCAACGUCCAUCGUCCAGCUGAAAUCAUGAAGAGUUUUCUUGUCCUUGCUUUCGUGGUGUGCUGCGCUGUCUGGGGAGACACAGCGUCGCUGCUAACCAGGCAUAAGCACUGUUCACAACCCCUGGACAACUCCGCUACCUGGAAUAACAUCAUAGAUGUGGCCCAACAUGCGCAAGGACUGGACAAGAACCACAUGACCCGCAUACUUCCAAAGAUGCCCGAGAAGGAAUUUAAAGAGAAUGACAGCUGCUGUGUGCACGCUAACAUCUUGGACUACUACCUCAAGAAUGUGCUGACCGAUGCUCUGCCGACUAAUGAUCACCACUCUCGUCUGCCCAUUGUCAAAGAAGAGCUGCACAGGGUCAGACGCGACUUGGUGACCAAUGCCAACUGUGAUCUAAAUAAAUAUGAUGUGUACAAGUACAACAAGACAUUCAGAAAGAAUUUCUUGGCGAAGGGUGUUGACGCUACGAUCAAGGCAAUUAGCGAGAUGGAUAUUCUCUUUCACUACCUCUACGAAUCCUGCGGGAAGGAGCGUUGUACAUAAACCUUUACUGGACCACAGAUGCCCAAUAACUACUUUGGGCGCGUGGCCCAGUCAAAAAGGCC
Messenger RNA from Alosa alosa (allis shad), 680 nucleotides. It is a transcript of the gene il22, whose product is annotated as interleukin 22. The record is from RefSeq and is a predicted model, not a curated record. The transcript is spliced from 6 exons. NCBI's taxonomy places the organism in Eukaryota, Metazoa, Chordata, Actinopteri, Clupeiformes, Clupeidae. Bases 97 to 618 code for a protein of 173 amino acids.